GCGCUGUGAUUGGCUCAGCGCUGCCAGCCAAUCAGGGAGGAGGACAGUCGGAAAAUAACCCUUCCCAUUUUCCAUUACAAAAAGAAAACGGAGAAUGGGCAGCAAAAAGGACGGACAUUUUUUAAUAACACGAUUCACCGAACCACGAGGAACCAAGCGGCCAGUCUGGCGCUAAAACCAGACCUGUGAAGGAAAACAUUGCUGGUCGAGUCCCUGGUAGGAAUAUCGCACUGCAACAUUGAAGGAUACAAAGAAAGACGGAAGAGAGCGAGUGAGUGCCCUGAUAAUUGACACACAGCUGAGGAAGUCACGAGAAGGCUGGAGAGUGACAGGUCACAGAGAAGGAAGGCGCGGCUCUGUCAUCUUACCCUUCCCUGCUGCCCCUGGCUGGUGUUCCCCGGCAGUGUGUGUGAGGCGAGCAGCACCUUCAGCACAGUCACAGAGAAGUGCUAUUAAGCAUGGCGGCAAUGGCACCUGACUGGGGUAUCUUCUCCCUGCCCCGCCGGGAGCCACACCUCCGGUACAUGAGGUUACAGUCCCCAUCCAGCCCCACCACUGCAGAGCUCUCCAGGCUGUCCUGCACCUCUCCCCGGGACUCCCACAAGGCUCUGUUCUCACCCACAGCAUCAGGGAGCAGUUUGGGGUUUUACAAGUCACCCAAGGCAAAACCAUCCAAGGCCGCACCCAGCAGGCCGUCACUCAAGUGCUCCCAACCGUUGGCAGUCUGCAGGAAGAAGGUCGAUGGGAUAAACAAAGGAGUCACCCACAGUAUAAAGAGACCGAAACCAAAAGUCGUAGAAGAGAAAAAGAAGAAGCUGAAGAUGGAGGAAACAGCAAGGAGGAUCAAGGAGAGAGCCCCACGCAUCCCGGCAAACAGGAGCCCCGUCAAGUCCCCUUCGAUAACGGGGCAGAAGAAAAGGCUGCAAAUGUUGACCCCUCCUGGUGUGUCUCUUUUAAAUUGCGAGGAGUCAUUUGUGCCAGAACCAACAAGCAACAGGUUCUUCAAAAGUCGCUCUCGUGCUCCCGCCAGUGUCCAGAUCAACAAGAAUAUGAAGCUGUCUGCUAAGUACAAGGAUGUGUCGCUGAAUCAGAGGGUAGGAAAGACUUUCGCCAAGAAGAACAUCGGCCGCUUGGUGGAGGAGAAGCUGGACCAAUACCUGCAGCAGCCCAGGGUGUCAAAAGAGAUCAGCGAGGUGUCACCGCUCCCUUCAGUAUCGAGUGCACCAAGGCCCUGCCCCACCCGUGUCCGCUGCAGCCCCUCCCCCACCAAGAAAGCUCCAUCUCGCAAGGCCCGCACUCCCUCGCCCAAGAAGAGAGUUGCUGCUGCCACCACACCCUCCGUCACCAACAAGGGCUUGAACACUUCACUGGGAGAAGAGCUGCAGGACAUGGAGUUGAUCAUGAAGGAGUGGAAGAAUGACGAUCUGAAGGCUUCUGCUGGUGAGGAUAGAAACAUAUCAAAACACAACUCUGCAAGGAAGCUGAAUGGAGGUUUCAGUCCCUUGCGGCGGUCACCAAGGAAGCUGGCAGGAUGUGCUUCACCUGUCAGAUCACCAAGGAAGGUCAACGGAUGUGCUUCACCUGUCAGAUCACCCAAGAAGGUCAACGGAUGUGCUUCACCUGUCAGAUCACCCAGGAAGGUCAAUGGAUGUGCUUCACCUGUCAGGAGGUCACCCAGGAAGCAGGGGUGGGAGGAGCUGGCACAGGACUGGGAAUCACCACACAAGGUCCAGGAAGUCUCCACACCAAGCAAGAAGACCCACGCCAGCCGGGCCAUGGAGAAGGCGGGUGCAUCGCCGUCAAGGAGGUCGCCCAGGAAGCAGGACAGGUCGUCGCCACAGAAGCGUGUUAAUGUGGAGGAUGGGGAGGAGCAGCGUGUCAUUCCAGAGUCUCCGUCCAAGAAAGUGAAGCAUUUCCCAAUAUUUUAUCCCAGCACAAGGCUCGCUGAUUGCAAAUUCCCAAGCAGCAAGAAUGGAAUAAGCUUUAAGAAGUCUGAGAUGGAUGACGCCCAGAUGAUGAUUGAUGCCGGCCAGAAAGAGUUUGGGGCCAAGCAGUGCCCAGACUGUGGACUGUUGUAUGAAGUGGGCAACUCCUCCGAUGACACCUCACAUAAGCGCUACCACAACCACCUGCUCACUGCCCUCAAGUACACUGCCUGGAAGAAGGAAAGAAUGGUCCGAGAACCUGACCACCUUGGAGGGCGAGUGAUAGAGGUGUCAGGGCAGGACUCUGAGCGGUGGUGGGAGAAGGUGGAGGAGGUGCGGGAGGUGGUGGACAAAUUGGGCUUCUGUGAGAGGAGCAUCAAGACCAGGGAGCACACCAAGGUCUUCCUGUAUGUGCUGGACCAGCGUGUGGUGGGCUGCCUCAUUGCUGAAAAGACUGCUAAAGGGUACAGAAUCGUCCCUCAGAAGCAACAGAUGGAAGGUUCGAGCCGCCUGGUGUGUUGCUCCCGGGACGCCACCAAGGUGUGGGUGGGGAUCAGCCGCUUGUGGGUCCUUAGUGCCAUGCGAGGCAAGGGCAUUGCCUCCACACUGGUAGACACCAUGAGAUGCAACAUGUUCAAUUGCCACAUACUCUCCAAGGAUCAGUUUGCUUUCUCUCAUCCCACAGAGGCUGGGUUGAAUUUUGCUGAAAAGUACAUGGGGAGACCAGAUUUUCUUGUUUAUCAUGAUUUUUGAUUGUUGAGAAGCUAAGAGCAAUGACAUACUAUGUUCCUUUUGUAAAAUUGCCUCUAUUCAAAAAAUUUAUGAAUGGAAUGGAAAUUAAUCUGUUGGCAGGAGUUUGAGGACUGGAGAGAGAGACAGUGAAUGGUCAUUUUAGUUUACUGGAACUCAGAUAUGGAGAACAAGAUGAUCUGUUACCUCCAUUUACAUAUGGGUUCACUUUAUGAUUUUAUUAUUUCAUGGUGUUCAAUUUUCACUUGCUCCGAAAGGAGAGAAAAAAAAAUGCUAUGCAGUGAAGUUUCCUGCCAGUAGUCUCAAGUGAGGAAGACAGAAGUGUUGUAAUUGCAAGUGCCCUCCACUAAUGAUAGGUUUCAGUGGUUGCUUUUAUUUUCUUAGGAUGUUGGUAAGGCAAAACAUACAUACCUCUUACUACACAUUCUGUUCUACUUAUAGGAAUUAUCUGCACGGUCUGUCAUCUCAACCAAUUCAGAUCAUCUCAAAACUUCACCACCUCGGAUCAUCUCGAUAUGCACAGCUCAAUAUGUAUUUAUCAUUUAAUUGCGAUCGGUUGUUCAGAACAAUAUUAUUCCUAACAUGAAAUACCGUUAUUCCGCGCUUUAAUAUAUUUGUCGCUACGUAAUAAUGGACUGAGAAUAAACUGUCAAUAUUGAAGUAACGCGUAGAAACAGCUAGGUAGGUAAGUAGGCUUUACAUUUCUCUUUAAGUUUGUGAAAUUAAUUGAAUAUGCAUCUGUUUACGCCCUUUGUUGUUGUGCUAUUAGAAAAAAAAUAAAGGGGAAGGGAAGAAAAAAAAAAAAAACGUAAUAAUGAAAUAAAAGCUAAACAGUGGAACUAUUUCCCAGAGGAACCUCACGUAAGUGUUGUAAAUAAUGAAAAAAUACACGUUAUUAUUAAUCACCUUUUCCUUGAACGUCGAGUGUGCUCUGAUAAUUAAGUGCAGCGAUGUGUUUACCUUCUCACUUGGAGGUAAAAGCAAACAAGGUCAAUAAAUGAAUUAGGUAAUAGUGACUCAGUAAUGUUGACCGACGGGGGGAGGAUGAAGUGCACGUGCAUAGCGAGGAACCGGUCAAUGUGAGGAGUGUUAAAUUGUGGAAUAAUUAGUGCAAACAACCGUACGAGUGUGCCCUAGGAGACCUUACGGCUACUAUUGGACCUGAGGGAGUGCCUGGAGGCUUAGGAGUUAAUAAGGUAUCGUGAGACAGUAGUUAUUUUGAUGUUAAGUUCUCGCCUCCCAUUUUCUUGUCUCUCACCUCUCAUGAAAAUAAUAAAUCGUGUAUAUU
This is a messenger RNA of Portunus trituberculatus (swimming crab), 3963 nucleotides long. It is a transcript of the gene eco, whose product is annotated as N-acetyltransferase ESCO2-like. Gene Ontology annotation, molecular function: protein-lysine-acetyltransferase activity. The record is from RefSeq and is a predicted model, not a curated record. The coding region runs from base 459 to 2678 and encodes 739 amino acids. Gene Ontology annotation, biological process: mitotic sister chromatid cohesion. Gene Ontology annotation, cellular component: chromatin; nucleus. The transcript is spliced from 12 exons. NCBI's taxonomy places the organism in Eukaryota, Metazoa, Arthropoda, Malacostraca, Decapoda, Portunidae.